AUGGCUAAACGCCGCUCGAGCGCCCAACAAGCGCACAUCAAAAGCCUUGCCGCGAGCCGGAAAGCCAAUGCGGCGUCAGCUGCGCUCCCCGUCGCUGCAUCGAAAACUCGACAACAAGUCGAGAAACAGAGGCUAGAAGACCUCGUUUCCAACCAUGCUCUCAGAAUACAAGCUCUCGAGGCAGACUUAGAAGAUGCCGAGAUGAGAGCUACACAACUUGCCGAAGAUCUCCACGAAUGCGACGACAUCAACACGGAACUGCAUUCAAAACUCGCUGCUGCCACCGAAGACAUCCACUCUCGCGACGCUGAUAUUGAGCGACUCGAGCAACAUCUUGGCGACACCCGUUUCGAGCUCCGAAAGGCCCAAAAACGCACAUCUCGGCUCACGAACGAGCACCCUGAGGGCAAUUCCUUACGGCAGGAACUUUUGUCUCGGUCACGCGAGCACGAAAGAAUAGCGUGGGAACUCAGGACUACUGUCGACAAGCUUGAAACGGCUCUGACUACGGAGAAACUCGCUACUGCAUGGCUGCGUAAGGACGUUCAUCGCCUUGACAUGCAGCGGCACUGUGCGCAAGCCACCCUCCACAAUACUCGCACGGACCUUCAGUCGAAGAAGGUCUGGGUGCUCAAGAAGCAAGGGGUAUACACUCCCCAUGCACGACGACUGGCCAGGGAGCUCCUGAAGGCCGGAUGUGCCUCUGAACAUGUUGCGAAUGCCAUGGUUGCGUGCGCUCAUGCCUUUGGAAUGAAGGUUCGCGAUAAGAUGAGCGCACGCACUGUUUUACGUGCACGCGACGAAGGCGGCUACUUCGGUUUGAUGCAGCUAGGUCAAGAAAUUAUGCAGGCUGAAGGGUUCGGGGAAAGUAGCAACGGAACCGCCCACCGAAAGAUUACUUACGAAUCGCACCAUGUCACUAUUUUGGCACCGACAUACAAACUUGGCGUGGACGACACAGACAAAUCGACGUGGUCGCACCAGGUUCGUUUCGUAGACCUUGAACCUGCCCUGGAUCACACAGCAAAGACACAAUUUGAGGGAACAAAGAACCUUGCUUCACGGAUCGCUUCGACCUACUCAAAUAGCCCACUCUCGCAGCGUGACGGCACGAAGAUGGAGACAAAUGACUGGAUUCGGAAGGAGGAGUUUCAGAACAUGGAUCAUGUGUCCGAUGGGAAGAAGAAGCUUCGAUUCUGUCAAGAGUGGAAGGAGGAGGUCAUUCACGAGGACCUUGGUGAGAAGGUUCUCGAGGAGAUGGACCCGAGUGCGAUAAUUCAAGCAAUGCUGGCCAUCCAACCAGCUGAUAUUGCAGCUGCACGCUCGGGGUGUGGCGGGCACAAGGAUCUUAACGCCUUCAAGUAUGGAGUUGUUCGGAUGAACAUCACCUGGGAAUUAAAGAAGCGGCCCCCACCUGUGCUCCUUGCGAACAAGGCUAACGAUGCUGUCAUCCAACUUGGGCAAGAAGCAGACAGCGCCGCUAUUCAGCACGCAGUUGAUUCAAGCACUCGUGGUGGUGUCAAGCUUGCUAGUCUUGCUGGCUCCUUGUUCAACCACAAAAGUGAGGAGCAAGGCUAUCAGGACGUGCAUCGCAUGUUCAUUUCAGACCGAAAACUAGAGGUACACGGGCUCAAGACGUUCAGAAAAUUCCCUGACACAUCGAACACUCGGUAUCAAUCUCAUUCCUACGCUGCUGCCGAGUUAAUCACCUUCCUGGAUCUCUACAUCGAACUUGUCGAGGACGCUCAUGACGCAAAGAAAAAAGCUGAAUUUAAUCACCUCGAGAAGAACAUUGCUAAGGGCCUCGAGGAUCCAUCUAUGUUGGCUGAGCUGGCAGCUAUGGUGCUCUACGGUGUCUCGGUUUCUUGGCCUUACCUACAGUCUGUCCGUGGCGGCGAUGGUACCGUGAAGAACCUCCUCGACCCAUCUUUGAUUUCUCUUCAUCGAAACUCCCUGGCUUCUGUGACCGAAUCGCUGGCAAUCCUCGACUGCUUUUAG
Cyclocybe aegerita is the source of this 1998-nucleotide messenger RNA. The record is from the annotation of a GenBank genome assembly. Lineage: Eukaryota; Fungi; Basidiomycota; Agaricomycetes; Agaricales; Hemipholiotaceae.